AUGCCCGUCAACAGACACUUCAGGAGGUACAGCGCUCCUGCAAACCCAUUUAAAGCCACCACCGCAUCCAGCAGGUCCCAGUCGAACUGGAGCCCUCCCCUUCGUAAACCUGGCCGAGCCUCCUUUGCGACCCACACUGUGAUCGGUGCAAUCGUCGUCUUGCUAGCGCUUUUCUUCCAAGUCUUUGCACCCCACUUCUCUCACACGGUCCUGCGCUUCUUCACUAAAGACCAGCAUUGGCACGUCAGCUCCCCAGGCAUCACCCUCCGCAACCCCGUACUCUUCCACGAGCCCCAGAUCUGCCCGAAGCCCGAGCAGAUAGUCGAGUUCGAAGGCACCUUCAACACCCAUCCCAAGCGCAGCAUGGCUCUCGCUGAGCAGGCAAAGCGGGUCGCCGCGGAGUUCGACUUCAGCAACGAUGCUGUGAACAAGACGGUCAAGGAGUUCAUCAGGGAGAUGGACGAGGGCCUGCAACAGGACGGCACCGAGCUAAGCCAGAUCCCUACCUACGUCACUGCCGGCCUGUACAUGGCUGUCGACUUGGGCGGCACCAACUUUCGUGUCUGCUCCAUCCAGCUGCACGGCAACACCACCUUCUCCCUCACCCAGAGCAAAGUCGCCGUUCCCCAAGAGCUCAUGACCGCGAAGACAUCGAAGGAGCUCUUCUCUUUUCUAGCGAAGCAGAUCGAGAAGUUCCUCAAGGCACACCACGAAGACCACUACGCUGGCACACUCAAGCGUCGACAGACUGGAGGGCAGGCUGAGGAGAUCUUCAACCUGGGUUUCACAUUCUCUUUCCCCGUGAACCAGGUUGGCAUCAACAAGGGCCUGCUCAUGCGCUGGACAAAGGGCUUCGACAUCCAGGAUGCAGUUGGCAAGGACGUUUGCGCCCUGUUGCAGGCUGAGAUUGACGAGCUGCACUUGCCUGUCAAGGUAGCUGCUCUUGUAAACGACACUGUUGGAACACUCAUGGCCCGCUCGUAUGCCUCGCCAGGCAAGACCGGGACAUUGCUCGGAGCUAUUUUCGGAACCGGUACCAACGGUGCCUACGUCGAGAAGCUGGACAAAGUCACCAAGCUCACAAAGGCUAAGAAUGUAGGAGAGUUUGACAAGUCGACUGGCGAGAUGAUUGUCAACACCGAGUGGGGUUCCUUCGACAACUCCCUCCGCACACUGCCCAACACACCCUACGAUGUCGAGCUCGACGAGAAGUCCGUCAACCCUGGCAUCCAGAUGUUUGAGAAGCGCGUGUCUGGCAUGUUCUUGGGUGAACUUCUCCGUCUUGCUUUGGUCAAGUUGAUCAAGGACCCCAAGGUUCCCCUGUUCCAGGACGACAACUCUUCGUCGAACGACAUUCACAGCACAACACAGAUCGACAGUGACAGCGUGAUAUUCAAGCAGUGGGGUAUCGACACAAGCUUCUUGUCCAUCUGCGCUGGCGACAACAGUGUAGGCCACCGUGUGAUCAGGCAAACACUGGACAAAGACUUCGGUAUCUCAGCUGCCAGCACCGAGGACGCAGAGGCCGUCAAAACGAUCGCCGGCGCUAUAGGUCGCCGCGCUGCUCGUCUGUCAGCCGUCGCCAUCGGUGCCAUCAUCAUCAACACCGGCCGUCUGGAAAAGUCCAAAAGCACCGCCACAACCGAGGACAAGGCUGGCAUCAACCCUCCGCGAGGUGACUUCAAGGUCAACGAGGAGGAUGUUGUCGAUGUCGGUGUUGACGGUUCGCUUGUUGAGUUCUACCCCGACUUCGAGGAGCACAUCAGGGAGGCCCUGCGCACAAUCCCUGAGAUUGGUAAGCGCGGCGAGAAGCACAUCCGCAUUGGUAUUGCAAAGGACGGCUCUGGUGUUGGUGCUGCGCUCAUUGCACUUAUUGCUGGUCAGGUCCCCGAGCCUCAGCUGGACUAG
Molecule: messenger RNA, 1908 nt
Organism: Macroventuria anomochaeta
Lineage: Eukaryota; Fungi; Ascomycota; Dothideomycetes; Pleosporales; Didymellaceae
Exons: 3
Coding region: 1-1908 (635 amino acids)
Biological process (GO): glucose 6-phosphate metabolic process; glycolytic process; intracellular glucose homeostasis
Cellular component (GO): cytosol; mitochondrion
Molecular function (GO): ATP binding; glucokinase activity; mannokinase activity
Source: RefSeq, a predicted model, not a curated record